CAAGCAUUAAAUAAAGUCAACUUAUUGAUUGUCAUAAAUUUCAUCUCCUUCAGAAGUCAUAUCGUUCACGGGCACUACAUCAAAGCGGAGAUGAAUCUCAUCACAAGGCAAAUCGCACUUUGAGAAAUUUCUGAAUCAUUCGUCUGGUUCGCCGAAGAAGCUCUGCAGCAUGUAGCAAACAGUACUCAAGCCGCUUCAUAUAAAUGGAUAAACCAGGAGUGGAAUGAAUAUGGAGUUUGUUACCCUCAUUAUAAAGGAACUAUCUUCUUCUUUACAAGAGAAAGCAAAAGAGCAUCUCAAGCAAAUAUUAGAGGAACAAUUUGUGAGCUUUUUCCAGUAUGAAUAUGAAGCAGAGAAGCUAAAGAAUUCAAUCCAGGUCCUGCGGGGUAGAAAAGAGACAGUACAACGUCGCAUUGAAGAUGAAAUACGACAUGGCAAGGAUAUCGCAGAGAAUGUUUCAAAAUGGUUGGAAGAAGUGGAAGACUUACUCACUAAAAAUGACGAGUUCUUGAACGACAAAGAUCGCUUACGUGCAGUGUGUUCAUUCAAAGAAGGCAUUUUGACUUUACCUAAACCUGGAAUAAGGCAUCGUUUAGGUAGAACAGCUUAUAGCUUGGCAAGGAAAGUGGACAAUACUCUUACCAAAGCUUCCUUCUCUGAUGGACUUACUUCUGGGUUGCGUCCCAUAGCGAUAGAUUUCAUUUUCUUAGAAGUUGAUUUUGAAAGCUUUGACUCGAGAAAUGUGGUCACGGACAAAAUUACAAAGGUGUUGAGAGAUUCUACCAAUAGUAUGAUUGGGAUUUAUGGAUUGGGAGGGAUUGGUAAAACCACUUUGGUUUGGAAGGCGGUUAGGGAUGCUCGAGAUGAUAGUCUGUUUGAUGUGGUUGUCUUUGCGAGUGUGACAAGAAACCCAGAUAUAAGGAAAAUUCAAGGCCAACUAGCUGAUCAAUUGGGUACGAGAUUAGAUGACGAAACUGAGAUUGGAAGAGCAAGUCGUUUAAGAUAUAUCUUUAAGAUGGAAAAGAGGAAUACUCUUGUGAUCCUUGAUGAUUUAUGGGCUGAAUUGGAUUUGAACAUGUUGGGGAUACCUGUAGAUGAUAUCAUUCCAAGGUCAAAUUCUACUAAAGAUAAUUUUAAGAAAACAAACUCUAUAGCAGGUAAUAGGGUUAUGAAUGAACAAACAGCAAACAAAUCAGUGAGUGAUAAAGCCACAAGUGGUAGUGGUGUCCCAAAAAAGAAGGAAGUGGUAAAAAUGUUCAAAGUUUUACUGACUUCAAGAAGUAAAAAGGUGUUGUCAGAUAAAAUGGAUGUGAAAGAAAACUCAAAUUUCCUCAUAGAAGGCUUGCAGGAUGAGGAGGCAGAGAAGUUGCUGAGAAAGGUGGCUAGAGUUGCUAAUAAAAGUCUCAAGUUUGGACCACUAGCAACAAAAAUUUCUAACAAGUGUGGUGGGUUACCCAUAGCAGUUGUCACAAUUGGAAGGACACUGAGAAACAAGAACUACUUGGAGUGGAAGGACACACUUGGACAGCUUGAAAGGAAAGAAUUUACUGAGGUGGCUGAAUCCGUGGAGUUCUCAACAAAAUUAAGCUUUCAUCAUCUAGAGAAUGAAAAGCUCAAGUCUACUUUCUUGCUGUGUGCUCAAUUGGGUCAUCAUCCCCAAAUUAUGGACCUGGUGAAGUACUACAUUGGUUUGGGCAUAUUUGAAAUGUUCCUCACGAUUAAGGAAGCUCGUGCAAGAGUAUUCAAAUUGAUCGAAAAGCUUAAAGACUCAAGUUUGUUAUUGAACAGUUAUUCUAUUGAUCGCUUCAACAUGCAUGACAUGAUUCUUGAGGUUGCCCUAUCAAUAUCAUCAAAGGAGCGGCAUUCAUUUACCAUGCAAAAAGGAGAGCUACAUGAGUGGCCUCAUAAAAAUGAAUUUAAAAUGCAUAGUGCUAUAUCUAUACAAAACUAUCAUAUCAAAGAUAAGCUUCCAGAUUCUGUAAGUUGUCUUAAACUCAACAUUUUUCAUAUAGAAAGUCUUGAUACUUUGUUCAGCAUACCAUCAAGAUUUUUUAGUGGAAUGAGGGAACUCAAAGCAUUGAUAUUGACUAGCAUUGAUUUGUCAAAGUUUCCUACUUCAAUCAAAUACUUGAAAAAUUUGAGAAUGCUUUGUUUAGAGCAAUGCAUGUUAGUUGACAUAUCCUUUGUGGUAGACCUGGAGAAAUAAGGAUUUUAUGCCUUUCAGGAUCUAAAUUUGAACAUUUACCAUCUAAAUUAGGCCAAUUAUGUAAGUUGCAAUUGCUUGACAUUAGUAAUUGCUUUAAACUUAAAAGGAUUCCACCUAAAGUGUUGUCAAGUUUGAAUAAUUUGGAAGAACUAUAUAUAAGAAAUAAUGUGAGGUGGGAGAGCAAUGAAAAUGAAAGUGGAAAUGCUAUUCUUGCAGAGUUAAGGCACUUGUAUCAAUUGAAAAAUCUGGAUAUAUGCAUACCAAGUGUCAAAGUUUGGCCAAAGAACUUGAUCCUUAGAAACUUAGAUAGAUACAAGAUUGUCAUUGGAGAUGCUGAGACACUUCUUCCGAGAGAAUUCAAGAUGCCAGGUCUUUAUGUAGGGAUGAAACUAUGUCUUGGGAAUCAAUUAUACUUAAAUCAAAUAUUAAUUUAAUAAACAUUUUAAGUAAGUUAAUUUGUAAUAUUUAUUAAUUAUUAUUAAAUGUAACAUUUUUUAUCUUUGAUUUCGUUUCUUCAGAUAAGGAUGAAGUAUCAAGAGUUUUGGCACUACAGAUAAAAGAAAACAAACUUAUUCACUCUCGAAAAGGUAUUAAGAUGUUGUUUAGAGGAGUAGAAAAAAUGUUAUUGGGGGAGUUGAAUGGUGUUCAAGAUAUGUUUUAUGAGUUGAAUUUGGAAGGAUUUCCAUGCUUGAAACAAUUGGCCAUCGUAAAGAAUUCAGACAUGAAAUACAUAAUCAAUUUCAAGGAUGAACUGCCAGAUCCUGAAGAUGCUUUCCCAAACCUAGAAUCACUUUAUCUCAAAGAGUCAAAGAAAAUGAAGAGAAUAAUCUCCAAUAAACUUAGUAUGCUUUCAAGCACAUCAUUUUCAAAUCUAAAAGUUGUCAAGAUUGAGAGUUGUGCUAAGUUAAAAAGUAUCUUCUCCUUUUCCAUGGUUAAGCUCCUCAGUAAUCUAGAAACAAUUGAUGUUUCUAAUUGUGAUGCUAUGAAGAAUAUUGUGCAUAAGAAACAAAAAUUUGGGGGUGAUGUUAAUGUAAAAUUCCCCAAAUUAUGCUCUUUGGCACUGCAAAAUUUGUUAAAAUUUUUUGGAGUCUACUUCGAUGAUGAGGCUGGAAGUGGAAGUAAUGAGAUAUAUCUUUUCAAUAAAGAGGAUGAAGUUCCCAACUUAGAGAGCUUAAAGCUAUCUACAAUCAACAUACACAGGAUAUGUAACUCCAGCAGGUCAAAACCCUUUGACAAGUUAAUGAAACUGAAUGUUAAAAAUUGCAAGGAAAUAAAAUAUUUAUUAUCAUCUUCCAUGACUACUAGUUUGCAAAAUCUCAAAAGCAUGUCUGUAUGUGGAUGUAAGAAGAUGGAGGGAAUAUUUGAAAAUGAAGCAGGGGUAAGUAUAUAGGCCACAAUCAAUUGUAUUUUUUAUGCUUGAGGUUUUCUUUUAUAAAUUUGAUAGAUUAUUAGCCAUUAAGAUAUUAAAUUUAUUUUCUGAUAUGCUUAAUUUAUACCUCAGAAAGUUCCUGUAUUUCUUAUGUUAGAGGAAAUCCAUCUUACCGAGAUGGACAAUUUAAAGAGUAUAUGGUCUAAAGAAGUUAGUUGAGAUUCCUUUCCUCGUCUAAAUUCUGUGUUUCUUGAGCAAUACAAAGUGCUUAAAGAAGUUUUUCCUAAACACAUGGCGUUAAGAUAUGAUAGGCUAGAGAGCUUGAAGAUUGUCCAUUGUAAUAAGCUCCAAGUCAUCUUUGAUUUGCAAGGCAUAGCAGAAUCUGUUAAAUAUGAAUCUUGCUUGAAGGUUCUUCAAAUACAGCAUCUUGAAGAGCUUCAGUUUGUAUGGAAGAUAGACCCUAAUAAAUGUGAUAACUUGAAUUUCAAGAGGUUGCAUAAUAUCGAGGUUAUUAAAUGUGAUGAGUUGAAAUACUUAUUUCCAGUUUCAAUAGCUAAAGAUCUUCAACAAUUGGAUUCCCUCACUGUUUUUGAUUGUGCUUGUAUCCAAGUAAUUGUAGGCAAUCCAUGGAAUGAUGAAUCAAGUCAAAACGGUAUUCCAUUUAAGUUUCUUAAACUAACCUAUAUGGCAAUGGAUUACCUCCCAGAACUGAAGAGUUUUUGUAAGGGGAGAUAUAGUUUAGAGUGGCCAAAUUUGAAAAAGCUAUCAGUGAAAUGUUGUGAUAAUCUGGAAGCAUUACGCAUAAAAUUACAAGGAGACUCAAUCUUCUUGCCUGAAGAGAUGAUCUCUAACUUAGAAUAUAUGGCAAUAAGCGAGGAUGAAGCGAAGAGGCUACUAAAUCACUUCAAAAGUUAUCGUAUGAACCAUAUGAAAGAAUUUGCAUUGGUUUCAUGUUCUUCAGCUGAUAUUCUCUAUCAGUUUCUCAACAGAAUGCCUUGUGUUGAAAGGCUCACAUUGCAUGACUGUGACAUGGAAGAAUUAAGUGUAAACCUUGAGACACAAGAAAACAUUGGUACUAUUGUCCAGCUUAAAUCCUUGAGGCUGCACUAUCUGACUUAUCUUAAGGAUAUAGGAUUUGAAAUAGAUCUAGUUCUCCAAUGUUUAGAGAAUUUGAAUAUCAUAGAAUGUCAUACAUUGAUCAAUUUAGCUCCAUCCUCAGUGACUCUCAGUCACUUGACAUCUCUUGAAGUACGUAAAUGCAGAGGAUUGGAAAGCUUGAUGGGAUUUUCAACAGCAAAAAGCAUGGUCCAACUUAUAUCUUUAAAGGUAAUUGAAUGUGAGAGUCUAGAGGAAAUUGUAGCAUAACAGAAUGAUGAAGAAGGAGAAACAAAAGGCAAUCGCAAGAUUGUUUAUUUUAGCAAAUUGAUCACUUUAGAACUAAUGAGUCUACCACAACUCUCUAGUUUCUACAGCAUCCAUGCCUUUAAGUUCCCAUCACUUGAGAAAUUGAUAGUGAAAGAUUGCCCAAAUAUGGCAAAAUUUUGUAAGCAAGUCACAACGACUGCACCAAAUUUACAAGUGCUUAAGGGAGGAGGAGGAGGAGAAGAAGAAGAGAAGAACUGCUAUUGGAAAGGGGACUUGAAUGCUACAAUACUAAAAAUGUUUAUCCUUUCGGUACAAUCUUUGGAACUAUCCAAGUAUCCUGAGAUUAAGAAAUUGUGGUCUAGUAGGGAAAAUCAGCUACUGGACAAGAGCUUUCAAAAUUUGAAAUCCUUAGUGGUCAAGAAUUGUGAAUUUUUAUCAAUUGUAAUUCCGGCAAAUUUGCUUCCUUACUUGGAGAACUUGAAAGAAUUGAAAGUUCGAAGUUGCAACUCAGUGGUGGCCAUAUUUGAUGUGAAAAUUGCCAAGACAAAGCUAGAACCCAAAUGGAAAAAUCUUCAAUUGACUUUAGACAAGCUUCCAAAUAUGAAGCAUAUAUGGAAUGAGAAUCCUCAAGGGAUUUUGUGCUUUGAAAAUCUUCAAUCUGUGUAUGUCACUGAUUGUGAUUGCUUGUAAAUUCUAUUUCCAUUAGCUUCUCUCACAAGAAAUCUUGAAACUCUUGGAAUAAAAAAUUGUGGGGCACUUGUGGAAAUUGUUGGAAAGCAUAAAGCAUCUGAAGAAGGAGGUACUGAAGAGUUUGUGUUGCCAAAUUUAACCAAAUUGACCCUUGGCAUUUUGCCUAAGCUAAAGUAUGUUUGCUUUGGCAGAAUGAAACUACUAUGCCCUAAAUUAAUGAUUCUAAGUGUUUAUCAUUGUGGUGAGUUCAAUAAGUCGCAGAUAUUCACAUUAACAUCCCAAAGCUACAAUGGAACUAAGGAUGAAAUCAGUACUUCAAAUGAUUAUCAAUCCUUACCCACAAAGAAACAGUAUAUCAAGCACGAGAAGGAACUAUUGCUCACUAAGGAAGAUGAAGACAUCUUAGUUCAUAAUGUUGCACAUGCUUCUAAAGGAAUAAAAUGCCUUCGAAUGCAUUGCUUUCACAAUGUCACUGAGCCAAGUGGAUUCUGCUGGGAAUCCUUCACAAGUUACCUAAUAUAUCUGCCCUUAUUGUGGCUUGUAGUGACCUCUAUGAGAUAUUCUCUCCAACACUUAAACUUGGAUUUGAUGAGUUAAGAUUAAUAGAACUGAGGUUAGAGGAUUUGCCUAGCCUUAACUACAUAGGGUUAGAGCACUAUUGCAUGAAUUCACUACUCCAAAGAAAGUUCAAGUACUUACAUGUAAAAAGAUGCCCUAGCUUGACAAAGCUAGUACAAUCUUCAGUAUCCUUUACCUGUCUGCGACGAUUGAUAGUAAUAAAAUGUCAUGGAUUGGAAUAUUUAUUCACAACUAAGACUGCUCAAAGUUUGAAGGAGCUUGGGACGUUAAGCAUCUCGACAUGUGAUUCAAUUGGAAAAAUAGUGGCCCAAGAGGAAGAUGAUGGAAUUGAAGGUAGUAGUUGCAUGGAAAUGAAGUUUGAGAAACUUAAAUUGGUUGUUUUUGAAUCUCUUCCAAGGCUUGUAUGCUUUUACACAGGGCAUUCCACUUUGAAUUUCCCAAUACUUGAUAAAAUGAACAUAGAUGACUGCCCUAAUAUGAAAUUUCUAUCUCAUGGCCUUAUUGAAGUGCCUCAUAUGCGAAAGCGUGACCUUCUAUCUUUCGUUAACAAGCAUGAUUGAUUGGCAGAGAUCAUUUAGCACGUCAUUAAACAGCACCUGUUUCAUGGAUAAAAGGCUGAGACGGAUUCUAGUCAUGCAUUUGGAUGAGGACAAGGAGAAUGAUGACAACUCUUUUUUAAUGCAGUGUUUUUUUUUUUAAUAAAAACCGCGGAAGAAAGAACGAAAAAAGAAAGAAAGAAAGAAAAAAGCAAAAAAAUAAAACUGUGAAGUUUGAUGGGACUGUAUUCUACAUCCCAAUAUCCGGUGUGCUUCCGUUUUUCUUUUUUCUUUUUUUUCCCUCCAAAAAAAUGAAUUCAUGUGUGCUUCGUGUUCAAGGUUGCCUAAGGUCAUUGAAGUUUCUUUACUUGAUUCAUAAUUACCGAUGCCACAUCAUGUGGUAGUUGGUGUUUUUAUUGGGAGAAAACAUUUUGGGGUAUACAUUGAUGAGUGUUCUUUGCUGUUUCGUGAGCAUUACUAAUAUUGUUAAGUAUUACUGGUCUAGUAUUGCACUUUUGUUCAACAUACAUUCUAAUCUUUCAAUAGAUAAAAUAAAAUAGUUGUGUUUA
Messenger RNA from Prosopis cineraria, 7314 nucleotides. RefSeq names its product probable disease resistance protein At4g27220. Lineage: Eukaryota; Viridiplantae; Streptophyta; Magnoliopsida; Fabales; Fabaceae. The coding region runs from base 224 to 2206 and encodes 660 amino acids. The record is from RefSeq and is a predicted model, not a curated record. The transcript has 8 exons. Gene Ontology annotation, molecular function: ADP binding; ATP hydrolysis activity.